Copidosoma floridanum is the source of this 4459-nucleotide messenger RNA. RefSeq names its product Fanconi anemia complementation group I (gene FANCI). Gene Ontology annotation, molecular function: DNA polymerase binding. Lineage: Eukaryota; Metazoa; Arthropoda; Insecta; Hymenoptera; Encyrtidae. Gene Ontology annotation, biological process: DNA repair. The record is from RefSeq and is a predicted model, not a curated record.
UAUAGGGGGUGGACGUUCAAACAGUUCGUUAAUAAUUGUUGCUUUUCGUGUUAUCUUUUAUUAAAAGUAUACCAUCAGAAGGAUUAUUUACAGUUGCAAGUUGGUGUUUGACGAUGAUCCACGUGCAAUCUAGUGUAAACUGUUGGUGGUAGGAGAGAGCUGUUUUUGUUUUUCAUCGAAGAAAACAGAAAACCCCGCAAAGAUCAAAAAACAAAAUGAGCGAGUUGUACGAAAAGUACAAGAGCCAGUUGAGCGGCAAGUGUACGACGUCGCAGCUGAAAAGCUUUGUCCAGGAAGCCGACACGAACGAGCUCUGUCAGAUGGUGAUUUCUGUGCUGCACACCAAUGAGGCACCAAAGAUGCUGGACAAACUGAUGCUGGGCUUUGCCGAGCAGAGCGGCAGGAGGAGCAACGACAAGAGGUUCAAGAUUGUCAGCAGGGUCUUUGAGGCACUUGGCAAGGCUCGGGUCACCAUUAAGCAAGCCGAGACCAUUGUCAACAGAAUUGUCGUCGACUUUCCUGUGUACGAGAGGAUGCACCUGGUUAAACUGGUUGACUAUUUUGUUGCUAGGAUUCGCAAUAAUGAUGAUGAUUUCAUGAGUUGGAAGGAUGUGAUACCUUUGCUUUUGGAGAGGCUCGAGGAGGAAAAGUCUAUGGAUCACAGAGGCACAAACGUCACGGGGAAAGAGUACAAAGCUAUCAUCAUUCGCAUUAUCUAUGAACUUGACUGGGAUAUAAAAAUCUUGACUCCUCUGGCCAAGAUGUUUGUGGAAAUUUCAACAGAUAUAAGGGACAAGGUGGACAAAAAAAUAAGCGAGGCAAUCAUGAAAGCUUUCACGAGUAAACUGAUGUUGGUGGAACCUGAUGAACUGCCUCACUUGGCCAAUCAAUUGCUCAAACUAGCCUCUGAAAACAACAGUACUUUGUUGUUUGCCUCGUUGGGUAAAUACUUUUCCCAAAAUUACAAUUCUGUUGCCGAUGAGACAAACGACCAAGAAGACUCGGAAUCGAUAAUAUCCGGAAAAGUACCAUUGAAAGAACUACAGGAGUGUGAAAGCAAUGUGCUGUACUACAUUUACGAUUCAGCCGUCGACAACACCAAGGGAUCUACCGAGUACAUGCAGUGUCUCAAGUCCAUUGUCAAUGCGCCUGAGUACAUAUUGGAGUCUUUUGUGAUGUCAGUGCUACUGCUCCUUUCGAACCUGUACGAGGAUCAAGCUCUCCAAAUCUUGAAAGCUGCAUUCGCACGACAAGUCCAGGAGAAGGAAAACCAGGGCAACUGUGCUUGGUUACGACAAAUAUCGUCAAAUGACAAAAAAAUCAUGGACACCAUCGACCAUGUUAUCGAAAACAGCAAUAGAGAUAGACCGCUAAUACUCAAAGGUAUGGUGGACUUUGCAUUUGUGCUGUUGAGCAUCGAGCGUAAAGCCGGUGCAGAGGAACAUCCGCCAUGGGAGUACGGAUGCAAGAUACUCCAAAAAAUAGCGAAAAGGAGGGGUGACGCGGGCGGCACGAUUCUUCAAACCCUCGUCGAUAAGAUCGUUUGUGCUGGCACGAACGUCGUCCAAUACACAGACUGUCUCGGAUACAUGUGCCGCAAUCUCACGAUGACUGUGAUAGAGCACCGCGUGUGGAUAAAUUCCUUGAUGGAGCAGCUCCUCGUGAUCCCGGGCUUGGCCGCAGCGCAGGUCUUGCGAGCCAUUUUGCCGUUGAUGCGCAUAUCCGGCACCAUUCGCGACAGUUUGAUCAUGAUAUUGCGAAAAGCACUGUACCGCAAGGGUACGGAAACGAGACGCAUGGCCGUGCUCGGCUUCCUCCAGCUGCUCAAGAAUCUCAAGCUGCAGUCCCUGACGCUGCUCAGCCAGUCGCAAUCGCUGUCCUCCUCCAACAUUGCCUCGUCGGCGUCGAUUUUCACUCAGGCGUCUUGCGAGGGAUCGCGCAGAGCUUCCUCGAAUCCGUGGCACAACACGACAUUGUGCCGCGAAAUCCUGUCCAUCCUCAGCAAGUGUUUUACGCACGAAAUCGAAGUCCGAUCUCACCUGUAUCGAGAGCUCUACUUUGGCAUCGUCAAAAACGAGGAGCUGACCGAGUACGUAAUCGAGAUGCUGCUCGAGCACUUCUCAAAGUAUUACGAAAAGGACGAGGAGAUCCUGCCGCCAGUUGUGUUCGAGAAGUGCUGCAACAGCCAAAACAUCGAAGUCGUGCUCGAGGAGACUGCGGCGGAUUUGGUGUUUGCUCUGCAAAAGAUUUACCUCAAAGUGGCUUUGAAAGAAUCGGUACACGUCGACAAGCUUGCCCACUUGCUCGAGUCGCUGUGCAAACGCAUGGCUCGAACUGACGUGGAACACCUGGGCAUCGAUGACGAUGUUGACCUGCUGGAUGGAAUGCCGAAAUCCCAGCUGAAGCUGCUCAACGUUAAACAAGCCCUCUCGAUGUACGAGGCGCUUCUAGCUUUUCGCAUCGGGUCGUGGUCGUCGGAGAGUGACUCCGAAGUGGGUUACAACGUGCUGGGCCUGUUCAAAGCGUACUCCAGGCUUUUGGAGUUUGCGCGAAAAAUUGGGAAAUCGAAGAAGGGCAAGGGCAAAAAGGACAAGGACAAGAAUGACACGACGAUGGCCGGCCUAGUGAAAAAAAGAGGACCAGUGGGCUUCAAGCCGCUCAACACAGUCAUGGAUCUCGAAACGAUCACCAAGAGUAUCGUUUUGUUGCUCAAUCCUGCCGGCGCUCACGCGACAGAAGAGCAAUCGAACGUGAUCAGAGGCCGGUACGAGUUCUACGAGUACAUCUAUCAUACCUGCUUACAACUGCUCCAAAGCAUCAAAGUUAUGAACGAUCACGAAUUGACCGGCUACUUGGAGAUUAACAAAAAAAAUUUGUUCACCAUCGGACAGACCCUGUUCAAGUUCCUAUUACCAAAUUUCGAGGAAACCACAGCUUUGAACGUAAGUGCCAUGGAGUUGGGAUUUGAGUGCUUCAAGGAGUGCUGCGACAUCAUGUGCACAGUCUAUUCUAAGAAACUGCCGCUUUUCCUCGAGUCUUUGUGUGGCGUGAAAGAAUCUCAAGGACUUACUCUACAGUUGAAAAGUAUCAUUACGUCGCUCAAAGAUGUUUUCCUAAAGACACUAGAAAUGGAAGAAACGGAAGAGUUGAAAUUUGUAAAAAUGUCUGUUCUCUUGAUCGAGAUAAUCUCCAAAUUCGUUAAGAAAAUUACGUUCAGUGAUUUAAAGGACGACGAACUGUUUGACUGGCUUCUCGAAAUAGCCAAAACCAAAGAAAACCUCGAUAUGCAGAUAGCUUCCAUCGUCCUGCAGUUGAUCCUCUUGAUCCAAGAGCGAAGCGUAGAGGAAUCCGAAGUACUCCAUGAUUUUUGUUCCGAAUUUGUCUGUGUGUUGGGCAGAAACGACAAGACUGAAGUUACUGCAACGCGAACUUACAAUAUGAUAAACGAAGACAGCGUCAUCGUAGCUUAUAUUGCCACAAAUAAAUUGCUCGCAUCAAAGUUGCAAAAUCUCACCUUUUUACUUGGAAGAUUGAAUGCGGAAUACACAGCAUCGAUUAGUUUUGCAAUAAACAGUGAAUCAGAUCAAACGAGGCUGAAAGAGAAAGAGCGGAAUUUGUGUCGUCAGUUUACAAUGGUACUGAAUGCAUUUGAAAUUCUGGUUAACGCAAAACUCGACCCGGGCCCAGCUACCGAUGCUGUUUUCAAAAACUUGAAAAGCGUUUACAAUCUGGCCUCUUCUUUAGCCAAAUAUUUCCGGAAAAAGUCAACAGCUAAUAAUCCAGCCUUCCAAUCUGUCAAGUUUGCUAGCGUGGUCCAAGGAGCUAGUAGUGCCUUAAAAGAGGCGACAUCAAACUUGAUAACUUAUGUUGAGUCAGUACAAAAAUGUGGAAAAUCUAGUGAUGCACAAGUCCAGCGAAACAAAAUUCUAAAGGAAAUGGCAUUCGUACCUGGAGUCAUGCAAGCCAUGGAUAUGUUUGACAAGGAAAUAGUUUUGCUGUCAAAGAAGACUAAUGUGGAUUUAACGAAAUUCACGAAAUUCAAUGCUGUACGUGACUUCAGAAUCGCAAGCAGUCAGCUUAUGAGAAAUUUAGAAGAAAUGAAUGUCAGUCUAGUAAUAACGCAGACGGCACAUAACAGAGAAAACAGUGGUGGAGAAGAACAAGAAGAGGACGAAGAAGAAGAGGAAGUAGAGGAAGAAGAUAGUGGUGAAAGUCGUCCCAAGAAACGACGCAUUUGAAAAUAUUCCUCUCAAAUUUAAGUUACGAUAUUUUGUUGUAAAAAUGUAUUGUUUACGACUUUUUAAAAAAUGUCCUCAUUAAUUUAUUGUUUCUAACGUCUAGUGUCAUACUAGUAUGUUAUUUAUUGUACGUGUUUUUUUUUUUAUUUGCACAACUCAAUGAUUCUCAUUUUUUGACACAAAUGUGAUAAACCACAGCCUGUAAAUACCUAAGAAGUUAU